Durusdinium trenchii is the source of this 1488-nucleotide messenger RNA. Lineage: Eukaryota; Dinophyceae; Suessiales; Symbiodiniaceae. The record is from the annotation of a GenBank genome assembly.
AUGGUCACUGAGACGGGACCAUGUUUGGCCACCCGGCAGCCCUUCUGGAAGUCCCACCUGGGAUCUCGUCGUGGGACUCCAGCUCUGGGACCCUGGCCUCCUCGAGAAGGUUUUGCUUCAGUGGACCUCCUAGUGCAAUGGCUCCAAGACCUCCACCUGCGCCGCCGCAUGCGAGUGCCCGAGGAGAUCUACGCCGCCGCGCUGGAGGCGCAAACGAGGGCAGCUGCGGGAGGAGUGCCGGGCUGGCGAGGGGCGCUGCAGCUACUGCAGGUGAUGCAAGACCGGAAGUUGGAAGUGCGCGCUGCGGCAUGCACUGCCGCCAUGCAUGCAUGUUGCAAGCAAGACUUGGAUGAGGUUGAGCCUGCACGUGCUGUCAUGGACUUGUUCCAGCAGAUGUUGAGCUGGUCUGUGAGGCCCUACGAUGGAACUCUUGCUGCGGUAGUCAAAAGCGAAAGCAAACUUGGCACCUGGCCGCAGGCACUUUGGCGUCUGGAGCUGAUUCGUGGUCGUGGAAUCAGCAAGUUGGUGCGAUCCUAUACUGCGGCAGCAGAAGCGUGUGAGGCAUCAGAAGCGUGCGAUUGGGAGAGGUCAAUGCAACUCGUGGAGAUCAGCCAAGAGAGAUCUCGACGUGAAGCCGACAAGUUCUUGGAGAGGACCUUUCCCCCUGCCAUCACGGCGCUCUCCCGGGGUGCUCACUGGCACUUGGCCCUUCACGCCCACCGACGCCUGCAACGCCUGCCACGUGGCGCGAGGAUGACGGUGAAGGCCUAUACUGAACUGAUCCGUGCGUGUGGCCAGGGGCCGAGCUGGAGUGAAGUGUUAGGCCUACUGGACGAGAUGUACUUGGCCAAGCUGUCUCCAAGCCCCGAGACCUUCGAAGCCGUGGCCGAAGCGCUCGCAUCGCGUGGAUCGUGUGGAGACACGUCCGAAGCGUCCGCGUGGAUCGUGCAGUUGGACGAAGAGCUUCAGCUCAACAACCUCCGUCCCACGCCCAGGAUGUCGGAGCUGGCCAUGGAAGCCCGGAGGAGUUUAGGCAUGACUGAGGAGUUUGAGCUCGGAACAGAUCUCAUAGAGGAAUCGUUGAUGACGCAACCCUCCUCCAGUGUGGCCUGUGAGGGCACAGGCCUGUCGGAUGGAGAUUUCGUGGCGCAGGUCCUCUGUGCCUUCGCUCACCAUCUCAGCGGCACGAAGCUCGCCGCCCGCAAUGGUGUGCCGAAGCUCUUGGCCAUCCUCAAGUCCUUAGAGCCCACGGCCGCGGAAACCGCCUUGCUCCGCGUCGCCGAGCAGUUGCUGGACGGGGUCGACGUGCAGGGUGGACGCAGCGCCACAGGUUGGUUGGAUGCUGCAGAGCUCCUGGCUGACGUGGCAUGGCGCUCCGAGCGCUCACUGCCACUGCUGCGGUUCCUGUUGCGGCUCUUGGGGGUCGUCAACGGCCGGGCACCGAAAAACAAGCAUGUCCGUCAUUGCUGUGCCCUGGCGAUUUCCUGA